AUGCUGAGCGGCCGGCAGCAGCAGCAGCAGCAGGUGGACGCCGCCCCCGCCGCCCGCGGGCGCUGCCCCUGGCCGGCGCCGCCCGCGACGCGCCGGCAGGCCUCGCUGUGCCGCCGCGAGCCGGCGCUGCCCGCCGUGCUGCUGGAGGCCCGCGGCCGAGCGGUCGACGGCUGCCGCGCCGCCUUCCGAUACGACCGCUGGAACUGCUCCCUCACCAUAGCCGGACAGUCCGUCUUCGCCAAGCAGUUCCGCGAGACGGCGGCGCUGCAGGCGGUGUCUGGGGCGGCGCUGGCGGACGCCGUGUCCCGGGCGUGCGCGCGCGGCCAGCUGAGGCGCUGCGGCUGCCCCGCGACGGUGGUGGAGGAGCAGCUGGAGGAGACGUGCCGCUGCCACGGCGUGUCGGGGUCCUGCGCGGCCAAGACGUGCUGGCGGCGGCUGGCGCCCUUCCAGCGCACCGCGGACGAGCUGCGCCGCCGCUACCUGUCGGCCCGGCUGCUGCUCGUCCCCAACUCGCACCGCGACCUGCGACGCGCCCACAGGACACUCGAGAAGCAGUCCAGCCUCACCUUCCCUCCCAUGACAGCUACACCACAGCUGGUCACACCAGCUCUUAUCACAUUGGGAGCUUGUCCACAAUCUCUGCUGGGCUCCAUACUACCAGGAGGGACUCUACAGUGGCAUUCAACUACCACCUCUGUAAGGGCUAACUCCUUUGAUUAUUUUGCACUGGUGGAGCAGUACCUUUUUGGCAGUGUCAAAGUUGCCAUCAGCCAGAGGUGCUAG
Messenger RNA from Schistocerca piceifrons (Central American locust), 783 nucleotides. RefSeq names its product protein Wnt-6-like. Gene Ontology annotation, biological process: neuron differentiation; multicellular organism development; canonical Wnt signaling pathway. Lineage: Eukaryota; Metazoa; Arthropoda; Insecta; Orthoptera; Acrididae. Gene Ontology annotation, cellular component: extracellular region. Gene Ontology annotation, molecular function: cytokine activity; frizzled binding. The record is from RefSeq and is a predicted model, not a curated record. Bases 1 to 783 code for a protein of 260 amino acids. The transcript has 5 exons.